This is a messenger RNA of Macrosiphum euphorbiae (potato aphid), 1188 nucleotides long. The record is from the annotation of a GenBank genome assembly. Lineage: Eukaryota; Metazoa; Arthropoda; Insecta; Hemiptera; Aphididae.
AUGAUAGCUAUAAACCAGAUGCCUAUUUCAUUUUGCUCAAGUCCGGGUUUUAAAUACUUCAUGAACGUUAAUGAUCCUAAUUAUAAGCUAUGCUCUGCAGAAAGUGUAAAAAAUCGUUUAAAAUUAUUAACAAAGUGGGAAGUCGAUAAAAAAAUUAGUUCAAUUGUAACAGAUAAUGCAGCAAAUGUCAUCAACGCUGUAUCACAGUUGGAAUUGAAUGAUAAUAUGGAAAAAUAUGGAUUAACGUGUGCAGCACAUUCUUUGCAGCUGGCUGUUAAUAAAGCUCUUUUGGACGAUGAAAUUCAAAGAAUUUUAACAAAAUCAAGUAAAAUUGUUUGCCAUUUUAAACAUUCAUCGAUAUCAAUGAAGAGUUUGGAGAAAACACAACAAAAAUUAAAUUUACCAAAAUUAACUCUUUUACAAUAUUAUCGUAAUAUAACAGCAUCUAAUAUUGCCCAAAAACUAGAAAUUACAGAAUCUGAAUGGUUAAUUAUUGAAAAAUUAUUAGUACUACUGAAACCAUUGCAAGCUCUCACUACUUUAUUUUGUGGAGAAUUAGAAUCUUCUGUUUCAAUGGUACGACCUUUAAUACACAAAAUUGUAACUUCCCAUUAUGAACAUGGUAUCGAAGAUGACAACAUAACGGAACGAUUUAAGAACACAAUUUUAUAUCAACUGACCACUCGUUUUGAAUUGACAUGGAAAGAAAUUGUUACUGCAAGACACGUUGCUUCUUUUCUAAAUCCAAGAUAUAAAGACAUGGAACAUGAACCCGUAUCAGCUAGAGAGAAAAUUCGAUCACAUGUCUUGCAGCUUAUUGAAUCAGUUGCCCCAACUAUUACAAAUCCUAAUGAUACAGAAGAAAACGAUUUGAAAAUGAAUAAUGUGUUAGCAUUUAUUUACAAAGACCAUACUAAUAGUACAAAUGACGCAUUUACACAGUUUACGGGAUAUCUUUCAGAACCUCAACUUCGAUUUGAUUUAAAUCCCUUAGAGUGGUGGAGAACACGAGAAGAAAAAUAUCCAGCAAUAGCAACUAUUGCCAAAAAAUAUUUAGCAAUCCCAUCUACAUCGGCAAGUUCAGAGAGGUGUUUCUCAACGGCAGGUAACAUUGUGACGCCAAAAAGAAGUUGCCUUCUUCCUGAAAAUGUAGACAUGUUGGUAUUCUUAUACCAAAACAGAAAAUGA